AAUACAUCUACACAUUGAAACAGGAAGCUGCACCAAAAAAGAAAGCAGCAGCUCAUGUUCACACUGCGCUUAGAGCAGCAGCAGGUCUUAUCACGUUUUUUAAAGCUACGGUCGAGCUUUAUGGACCUGGCGGCCUUAAAAAUCUGAGAGACGUUGGUUUCUGGAAAUCAACCUACAUUAAUUUUUCUUUAAAAAAUUGAUCUGAGCAGAAACAAAGACAUCCAUCACACUCUCCCACGAUGAACCAGACAAACUGCACCGACCCCAAAGCAGAGUUUCAGUACUAUCUCUUCCCAUCGAUCUACAUCCUGGCUUUAGUUAUAGGCCUUCCGGGGAAUCUGGUGGCUCUGUAUGUCUUCACCGUCCGGAUCAGCCCUCGAACAGCCUUCAGUGUCUACAUCAGCAACCUGGCCGCGGCGGACGUCAUCAUCCUCUGCAUGCUGCCCUUGCGGAUCCACUACCACCUCCAUGAGAACGUAUGGGAGUUUGGAGACUUUGCCUGUCAACUCACCGGGACUCUGUACUAUGCCAACAUCUACAUGAGCAUCUGCUUCAUGACCUGCAUCUGUGUGGACCGCUACAUGGCCACGGUGCAUCCACACACCUACCUGAGAAUGAGGAACCCAAAAUGGUCUCUGCUGGUAAGUGUGGCGCUGUGGUGUUUUGGUGGAGUGGCUAUACUGGUCUUCAUCCUCAUGGGUCCACUGGAGAGAGGGGAUGACCACAGCUGUUUUGAAAACUUUGCCACCACAGAGUGGAACGACCGAUUGAGGACUUACAGUAUAGUCAGUCUGAUUUUUGGCUCCCUGAUGCCCUCCAUUAUCAUCCUGGUGUGCUACCCGCUGGCAGCCAAACGCAUUUCCGAGAUCGGCACCAAAACAGCUCAGAAGGCUGUGAGGGUCAUCUACACCAUCCUGGCCAUCACACUGUUCUGCUUCCUGCCACACCAUGUGGUUUACCUCCUGCACCUUCUUCAGCGCCUGGAAGUCAUCCAGAACUGCUCCGUCCGGACUUCCAUCUACAACGCCAGACGAGUUACCAUGGCGCUCAUCACCCUAAAUACAUGCCUGGACCCUGUGCUCUACUACAUAACCACCAGCCACUUCAGAUGGGAGCACUUAAAAAGGACGUGGCUUUGGGGGAUAGUGAGCAGGAGAAGGGGCGUUUACACCAUCUCAAGUGACCUGAAUGAGAUAAUGCCGCCUGUACAGAGAAUCCUGUAAAAGACAAAGACUUUGUGAUAUAAAAAUUAAAAAGGUUUUCACACCUGAUAGAUUAGUAGACUUGGUGCAAUUGGAGACCAAAGUAGCAACAAUUGUUACAUUUACAGCUGGUGUGGUUUAUUUUUACACUGCACUGUGUAAAAUGAAUCAAACCAUUUGAAAAACCCGUUUAGCCCCUUGUCUAUGGUGUUGCUGCACCAAGAACCACUGAAGGUAAUAACACAAAAACCUCUGAAGACAUGACUGCAACUCCCUUAUUCCUAAAAUCCAAACAAAAAUGGAGUGGUGUCAGAUUUCAGUGUUAUCGGGCUUUCUAUUUUGUCUAUUUUGUAAUAGACUAUGAGCCAUUUCUGUCCUACUGCUAGACACAUGCAAUAGUCUAGCACUACUUUUGGAGUGGUCUCGGCUCCACUUAGCAUUCACAUUUGAACAGCACCACAGUUCACUUUCAACCAAACCCAGACUUAGGUUUGUAGACAGACCAGAGUUUGCUUUUUUGGUCCGCUUCAGUGUUCGAUUGUGCAUUCGCACAUCCCCAAAUGAACCAGCAUAUGAUUAAAUAGGACUAAACAUAGCUGGUGUGAAUGCAUACUAAAACCUUUUAACUUUAAUGUAUUCUUUGAGCUGUAGAUCAGAGAUGUCAGUUUGUGAGGACAUCUCUUAUCCACAGCUUUCCUUUCAGGUUCAGUUCUACCCUUCUUCAUCUUGAGCUUUCUGACACGUUUUGGUUACAUCAUCCACCAUCAUGAACACUCUUGUUCCGUUACAACAGUAACCCCUGAGCAUUACGACGCCACCACCAUGUCUCAUUGUGGGUAUUGUGGGACUUUGAUUUGGUAAUAUCUCUGCAUCAAAUCCAAUCAUCUUUUUAGUGAUUACACAUUCAUUGCACCAUAGAAAAUUCUACCAGAGCCUAGAUGUUUUCUGUUACAAGUAAAAUAACAAACAGUUGCUAAAAGUCCUGCAACUCCUUCUUUGUUACUAUAAGCCACAGAUGUUUGUCUACCUCCCUGACCCGUUUCAAUCUUCUCUUUUGGUCAGUUUUAGAAAGACAUCCAAUUCUUGUAAUGCAUUUUUGCAUUUAUUUAUUAUACCUUCUACAAGCUUAAAGAGAUUGCUUAACAUUGAAGGCAAGUGUAAGUUUAUCCAACCUGACAGCUGAAAUAAAUUCAACACAAAUGUGCAAAAUUAUGAAACGCAGAACUUCCGCUUUAUAUUUUACAACUAAUGGGUUUGUUUUUCAGCUGAAUUGUACAGGAAUUAUGAUAUGCUGUAUGGCAUACAACAUAUCAUGUGAUAUGUUGACAUACAACCUAUCACAUUGGAAGUGAAAGUAUGAAAAUGCAUUAAGGUCUCUUUUAAACAGGGGUGUGCACACAUUUUACAAACACUGGAUAAAUAGGUACAAUAUUAAAAAGUGAAGCUCUUUCUGUAAAAAUGUAUAUUAGUGGUGGCAAAUUUCAAAAUAAAAUAAUUAAAAUCUGAAUUUCUCUGGAAGCUUCAGUCAUUUGAUCAACAGGAAUGGAGCCUUUGUAGUUGUUGAGUGUCUGCUAAAAAGGAAGCAGCUUUAGCUGACAAGAAGACGACUGACAUUUUCUGCACUGAAGAGCAGGUGAUGGAAACUUUCCAUUAAGAGUCAAAUCGUUCCAAGUUACAUUGUUCCAAAACAAACACAAACAAAAACAACU
Molecule: messenger RNA, 2911 nt
Organism: Poecilia latipinna (sailfin molly)
Lineage: Eukaryota; Metazoa; Chordata; Actinopteri; Cyprinodontiformes; Poeciliidae
Product: lysophosphatidic acid receptor 6
Exons: 2
Coding region: 240-1223 (327 amino acids)
Biological process (GO): G protein-coupled receptor signaling pathway
Cellular component (GO): membrane
Molecular function (GO): oxysterol binding; G protein-coupled receptor activity
Source: RefSeq, a predicted model, not a curated record